AACAUAGAUUCUAGGCAACUCUCGUCAGCUUCCGCGAGAUCAUGGAGGCACUACCACAUAAUAUAGCGCUAAGCUCAAAAUUUCUUCCGUUUCGCUUCUUACUCAUGACAAUAACAUUAUGGCUUCUUACUAAUCAAUGUAGAAAAUGUUGAACACCAUUGCGCUGAAUGUCCACUUCAGCUUGGAUAGCGUUAUACUUAUUUAUAUAGUAUUAUUACGAUUUAGUGCAGUACUCACGGAUGAAUUCCCUUCUAAUAUUCCACAAGCAAACGUUAUACUCCUGACUAGCAGCAACCCUGUUAAAAACCUACAAUCACCAAACUAUCCAAAAGCAUAUUCCAGCAGGUCCAGUACCUCCUAUUGGAUAUCUGGCGGAGGGAGUCCCAUACGGAUACGUUCGAAACAAUUUUCUCUUAAUCCAGCGAACAAAGGCCAGUGCGAUGCCGAUAGGCUUACUUUCUGGGAUGCUAAGUAUCCGUAUUUCUCUCUGGGCACCUUUUGUGGCGCAGUAACGCUGGAUGUUUUGUCGUACAGUGAUAAUGUGGCGGUUGCAUUUACUGCAAACAGUCCAAGAGAUUAUUCUGGCUUCGAUUUGGAGGUCUCUAGAUCUCAAUGCGGAAAAGCGGAUUUCCUAUGUCCCUCAAAAAAGGACAAAUGUAUUCCCAGUGACGCUGUCUGCAACGGUGUGGCAGAUUGUCCACAAAAGGAAGACGAAAUUUGCUCGCUAGACUGUGGAAUACCCCAAACUCCAAUAGGUCCAGUACAGCAGGCUAAUAACGAUCGCAUCAUUGGUGGUACGCAGGUGAAGAGUCGGUCAUGGCCAUGGCAAGUUCGGAUGCAGUUUAAACAAUUCAUAUGCGGGGGAUCUCUCGUGGCUCCCCAAUGGAUUGUGUCAGCCGCACACUGUUGCUUCGAGGAUAAAGAGAAAUACCGGCCAGAAGAUAUCACAGUGCAGUUAAAACCUGAAUUAUGCGGUUCUUCGCAAAGCAUACGAGUCGAGGUUAAAGAAGUCAUCCCACAUCCUGAUUAUAAAGGGGAGCCCGCCAACGAAUAUGAUUACUGUCUUCUCGUUUUGAAAGCGCCCAUUCAGUUCUCGGAUGACCUUAAGCCGGUCUGUUUGCCUCGAGCAAACGACAUCGCUCAGAUCAGUCAGGGAUGCUUUACAGCCGGGUGCGGCUCUACAUUGCAGUACAACGCCGACGUUUCGAAACCACCUUCACAAAUAUCCAAGCUGUUGUUGCAAAUUCCGUUGUCGAUUGUGGAAAAAUCUACAUGUUCAAGGAGCAUCGCAAUAUCACCAGAGACCAUCUGCGCUUACACUCCCGGGAAAGACUCAUGCCAAGGAGAUAGUGGUGGUCCACUGAUCUGUCCACGGCAGGACAAUCCAAACAGCACUCAGUGGGUGCUGCACGGCGUUACUUCGGUUGGAUUGGGUUGCGCGGACGCUACAGGCGUUUAUCCUGGAGUGUACGCAAGAAUGCGUAUGAUGCUUCCAUUCAUAGCCACUGUUGUAUACGAGAAGAACAGGACCGGGUGGUUAGACAAUACGACUAUCGGCAUUGUGGAAGCCCUCCCGAGCUACGACGAGGAUGUUCAAAGAACUCUAGAGCUAGCCGAAGGCUGUUCGACUAAUUUGCGUAUUAAUGCUGCCAUUAUUUUUAUGACUUCGAUUUCGGUAUUUGGUUGGUGUGCAAAACCUUGGUAACCUUUGUCCAGUUGUUAAAUGCUGCUUUCUCAGUGCAACAUUGAAGCGUAAACACGCUUUCACAGUUGUGCAUAAUGGACUUUGAUACGAAUCAUACGAUUAAGCAACUUUUGUACGGUCACCCUUUACUUCCUUUACCGCAACAUAA
Paramacrobiotus metropolitanus is the source of this 1853-nucleotide messenger RNA. RefSeq names its product transmembrane protease serine 6-like. The record is from RefSeq and is a predicted model, not a curated record. Gene Ontology annotation, biological process: proteolysis. NCBI's taxonomy places the organism in Eukaryota, Metazoa, Tardigrada, Eutardigrada, Parachela, Macrobiotidae. The transcript is spliced from 12 exons. Gene Ontology annotation, molecular function: serine-type endopeptidase activity; protein binding. Bases 146 to 1705 code for a protein of 519 amino acids.